This is a messenger RNA of Osmia bicornis bicornis, 2461 nucleotides long. Its product is annotated as carboxypeptidase M-like. Lineage: Eukaryota; Metazoa; Arthropoda; Insecta; Hymenoptera; Megachilidae. The record is from RefSeq and is a predicted model, not a curated record. Gene Ontology annotation, biological process: proteolysis. Gene Ontology annotation, cellular component: cell surface. The transcript has 9 exons. Gene Ontology annotation, molecular function: metallocarboxypeptidase activity; zinc ion binding. Bases 430 to 1884 code for a protein of 484 amino acids.
GAAGGAAGUGGCUUUCAUUAGUAGUAGUGGCGGAGGUGGCGGUAGUGGAACCGCGCGGCGCGGCGGCACACUUCGAGCUUCUCUUUGUAAGUUUCCAACAGUAUCACGCACCUUUCGCAGGUGAAACAAACCGUGUUGUGUUCUGGACAAUUAUUAUCUAUACGAAUAUAACGUAAGAAGGAAAACCAAUGUGUUCAACCAGGAGUGACGGCCUCGGCCUUGCUACUGUUACCGGUAUACUAUGUCAUUGAGAAGAUCCGUUUGAACGAACAAGCAGAUUUCUCCGCUUGCCUUCUUUCCUUCUUUUACCACGUGCUUUGAAUUCUUUUCAAUUUUUAAACAACUUUUGUCGCUGCCGUUCCAUCGGUUUCUUUACAAGUUACUCAUUGUCAGUGCUAGUUUCUGUGCGAACUUUGUUAACCAGUCAGAAUGUACAAACUUAUUUUCUUCCUCGUUCCAAUUUUCGGAGCAUUCCACGAGACCGCAGCCGCCUCACAGCACGUUAGCAAAGAUCUCUCCAACCGCUAUAAUGCUCGUUUUCACGUCUACGAAGAACCGUACAACAUCGAGUUCACAUAUCAUAAUUACGAACAAAUGAGCCGUUUUCUACGAGCAACGUCGCUUCGAUUUCAGAACUUAACUGCCUUAUACUCUAUAGGAAAAUCUGUGAAAGGUCGUGAUUUGUGGGUAAUGGUUGUGUCCUCCUCGCCUUACGAGCAUAUGAUCGGUAAACCUGAUGUGAAAUAUGUUGCCAAUAUACAUGGGAACGAAGCCGUGGGUCGUGAAUUAAUGUUACACCUUAUUCACCAUUUUGUGACCAAUUAUGGAUCAGAUCCAUAUAUCACUUGGCUUCUAGAUAACACUAGAAUUCAUAUUCUUCCGUCAAUGAAUCCUGACGGAUUUGAAGUAUCGAAGGAAGGAUACUGCGAGGGUGGACAGGGCAGAUAUAACGCUCGUGGUUUUGAUUUGAACCGCAAUUUCCCUGACUACUUUAAACAAAAUAAUAAAAAGAGUCAACCAGAAACGGAAGCUGUCAAAGAAUGGGUAUCGAAAAUUCAGUUUGUCUUAUCCGGAAGUUUGCACGGGGGUGCCUUGGUUGCCAGUUACCCAUUUGAUAACACACCAAACUCGCUGUUUCAGAGUUACACUUCAUCACCAAGUAUUUCACCGGACGACGAUGUGUUUCAACAUCUAUCGCUAAUGUAUUCUCGUAACCAUGGAUCUAUGUACCAUGGAUUGCCUUGUUCAUCAACGCAACCAGGAUUUAAGAAUGGUAUCACCAAUGGUGCUCAAUGGUAUCCGCUUACUGGAGGAAUGCAAGAUUUCAAUUACGUGUGGAACGGAUGUAUGGAAAUUACUUUGGAACUGUCGUGCUGUAAAUAUCCACCCGCUUCAGAUUUGAAAUUUUAUUGGGAGGAAAAUCGUGUGGCUCUCAUCAAGUUCUUAGCAGAGGCUCACAGAGGAGUUCGUGGAUUUGUCGUGGAUGAAAACGGAAACCCCAUUGAAAGAGCAUCUAUCAAAGUGAAAUCAAGAGACGUUAGUUUUCUCACUACAAAAUAUGGUGAAUUUUGGAGAAUCUUACUGCCAGGAGUAUACAAAUUAGAGGUAUAUGCAAAUGGAUAUAUGCCCCGUGAUGUUGAAUUUAGAGUAUUAGAGCAGCACCCUACGUCUUUCAAUGUAACAUUAUACAGAGCAAGCAGGCACCCAAAUGAGGAUGAAGCUGCAUCUAACUUUUACAGUGGAAACAGGGACCAUAUUAAUCGGGAUCAUGUGAUACAUUUUCGACCACAUUCUGGAGCCAAUACAGCUUCAGAAUCAAAUAACGGAAUUUUUUCUUCCCUUAGUAAUGGAUUCAAUUCUUUUGUGAACAACUGGUUUGGAUGAUUGAUUAUUAGUUAGCAGACGAUUGGUUCAAUAGCACUGUUGUUUCAUAUUAACAUUAUAUAAACUUUGAGACUAGAAUUGUAAAUAGCAGUCAGCUAUGUUACAAACGUUGUUGAAAAUUAAUAAUAUACACUGUACUUUGAAUAACAAGAUUUGGUGAAAAUAUUAAGAGUACAAUUUAACUUGUACAUAUCAUAGUUCGGCAUGAAUGAAUGUCUUUUUGUAUUAAUUACUUUUCUAAUUUUGUAACCUUUUAUAAUUUUAAUAAUUUAUUUUUUAUUUGUAUUAGGCCAAGGUAAUAAUUACUUGUAUUUUUAUUACCGUGCACUGAUGAUUAUUAUUUAAGAAAUAAUUUAAUGUAAUAUUUAUUAAUAACAGAGUAAAACUAAACAGAAUUGCGUUCGAUUCUACUUUAAUUUGAUUGUGACGCAAAAAUUUUAAACAUUGUCCUCAUUAUACGAAAUAGAAAUGUAUUUAAAAACAGAAAUUAUUUAAUUCUAUAGAAAAAUGCAAUAAUAGAAAGAAAAGUAAUGUAUUAUAAUCAUAGUGAAACUUAUAUUUAAGAAAACUUGUUAAG